AUGUUCGAGUUUUGGCAAACACUUGCGCGCCUCACUCAUAAUCUAGGCAUCAAUCCACCCAAGCCAGGCAAGAAUUUGCUAGAUGGCUGGGAAACAGCGCCGGCUGAGAAACAAUGGCUCUUUGCUCAAUUUCUCGCUAUCGAUGCAAAUUUCCGCUUGGUGCAGAAGAACGUGUCAUCGGAGACUGUCGACCCUGGUUUAAGUAGAGGAUGGGGAUAUUUUGUAGAGGAAACAGCUUUCAAGGGGUUCCUGCAGGAGAAAAGUACCUGUACCAGCCACAACGCAGUGAACCUGGCAGAAACAAAGAAUUCUCGGGGACUGGCCGCAACGGGAGCAGGUACUGUUGACUGCUCUCGUCACAAUUUCAAGCGGCCAUGUGCAGUUGGCGACCUUCAAAAAGGUGAAAAGUACAUAAACAUGGAUUAUUUGUUUUUCUCCACAAUGCAGCAUUCCGAAGACAUUGUGACUCUGAAUAUCUCAUACGAUAUCGCCUGUCAGUGGAGCAAGAAUCUUUGGGACAGGUUAUCGAAAUAUUCGUCACACUUACGGUUCGGUCGCGACGGAAAGAAAGUCACAUUCCUCAUCCCCAAGUUUCACCUACCCGCCCACAUUGCUGCCUGCCAGACGUCUUUUUCACACAACCUCAUCAAAGGAAUGGGGCGCACUGACAGUGAGGCUCCAGAGCGAGGUUGGGCUAAUAUCAACCUGGUUGCCACAAGUACACGAGAGAUGGGUCCUGGAUCACGCCGGGACACACUCGAUGAUCAUUUUGGUGAUUACAACUGGAAGAAAGUAACAAAUUUUGGUAUUAGUUUACUGAACAAAAUAAAGAUCGCCAUUCCCGAGCGUGACCAACAUCAAUAUGACUUUAACGAGUUCCACAAUGCCCUCGUGGACGAACGACCGCGUGAGAUAACCCAGUGGAAAGACGCUAUUGAACAGUGGGAGGCCGAUCAUUCGAACCCAAAUCCUUUCAAGACCACGACUAUCACCAUGAUGCAAGCUGCAGUGCGCUUGAAGCUUUCCCAGCAGGAAGCUGGAGACCUUGAGAAGGGUCUCGAUAGUUCAUUGCACGCGGAUAUAUCACCGAGCAUACUUAUAUCGUCCGGGAUGGACCUUGAGGACCAACAAUAUCGUCUAUGGAAAGAUCAAAACACCCUAGGUGCCCAUGCAACUGAUCUACAGCUGGCAAAACUGCAAGAGCGCUCCAAUGCCCUACUACAGAAGGUAGAGCAUUGGUGCCAGGUUCAAUUGCUCUAUAUGCCCAUGGCCUACGAAUCUUUGGACGACCUUCGUCGACAACUCCGCCUUCGAUCGCAUCUUUACAAAUUCAAGGACGCCAAUAUUCGUGGCCAGCGGGCCAACAUGAGGGCAUCUGCUGUACUCAAGAAAGUCGAGCUUACUGUGACGACGGCAGCAGACCGGUACCGGCGAGCAUGGAAGGCCCUCAAGGUGCUGGCAGGGGUUCUAGACAAUCCAAGUUGGGAGGCGGAGCUACCAGAGCUGCAGCCCACUGAUAUUCGAGGGAUGUCGGAGGGAGAUAGCGGCCAAUCCGAAGGAAAUCGCACCUUAUCUUGGAUUUGGAAAGCCCGUGGAGUAGGUGCAAUAGGUGACGAUAACGAGUCCAUCCUGUCUGAAGCUUUGCGUAUAGAAUGGUGCAAGUUGAGAGCACGCGCCAGCCGAUGGGCCAAAGAGGUCGAGCUCCUGCAAGAGGAGAUGCGCCGAGUUGCAGAAUUUCUUUCCUGGCAUGCAGCGUGGUGGGAGGAGCAGGCCGUUCGCAGGACUGGCUUGACCGCAGCAGAACAGGAGGGUAUGCACGGAUAUGCCAGACGCCAGGCUGCGAUGCGGAGGGCUAUGCGAGACCGAUUCCUAGCCCUGUGGAGUGUAGUAUCGGUUCUCCUGCAGUUACUGUCGCCUGUCGCCCCAUAG
This is a messenger RNA of Suillus plorans, 1929 nucleotides long. RefSeq lists its product as uncharacterized. The record is from RefSeq and is a predicted model, not a curated record. The transcript has 10 exons. The coding region runs from base 1 to 1929 and encodes 642 amino acids. NCBI's taxonomy places the organism in Eukaryota, Fungi, Basidiomycota, Agaricomycetes, Boletales, Suillaceae.